AUCUGUCCCUGGCUGUGUCCUUAAUCCCCAGCUCGAAAAUGAACAUAGGCCUGGGGCAAAGGGUCUGAGAGUGGGGAUGGAGGUGGCCUGUCUCUGUUGGGGCCAAGGGGCCCCUCUCCCCUCCCAGCCCAGGUAACCUGAGCCCAGCAUUGUGUCCACCCUGGAACAGCUGACAAUGCUGUGGUCAGACAGCUGGUGGGGCCAGGCCAGGCUGGCGGGAGGCUGGGUGGGAGUGGGGAUUGUGUCACAUGAGCCCUGGAUCCAGAGACCUUGGGAGCUGCCAUCCCGUACUGCCACUGCUGAGAGCUGAGGCACCAUGCAUGGGGGGCCAGGGCCACUGCUCUUCCUGCUGCUGCUGGCUGGUUGUCUGGGAGCUCAGGGUCGGAACCAGGAGGAGCGCCUGCUGGCAGACCUGAUGCGCAACUACAACCCCCACCUGCGGCCUGCUGAGCGCGAAGCGGACGUGGUCAACGUCAGCCUGAAGCUCACCCUCACCAACCUCAUCUCCCUGAAUGAGCGCGAGGAGGCCCUCACCACCAAUGUCUGGAUAGAGAUGCAGUGGUGUGACUACCGCCUGCGCUGGGACCCGCAAGACUAUGAGGGCCUGUGGGUGCUACGGGUGCCAUCCACCAUGGUGUGGCAGCCAGAUGUCGUGCUGGAGAACAACGUGGACGGUGUGUUUGAGGUGGCCCUCUACUGCAACGUGCUUGUGUCCCCUGACGGCUGUAUCUACUGGCUGCCGCCUGCCAUCUUCCGCUCCUCCUGCCCCAUCUCUGUCACCUACUUCCCCUUCGACUGGCAGAACUGCUCCCUCGUCUUCCAGUCCCAGACCUACAGCACCACCGAGAUCAAUUUACAGCUGAGCCAGGAGGAUGGUCAGACUAUUGAGUGGAUUUUCAUUGACCCCGAGGCCUUCACAGAGAACGGGGAGUGGGCCAUCCGGCACCGGCCGGCCAAGAUGCUGCUGGAUGCAGCGGUGCCAGCCGAGGAGGCGGGCCACCAAAAGGUGGCGUUCUACCUGCUCAUUCAGCGGAAGCCCCUCUUCUACGUCAUCAACAUCAUUGCUCCCUGUGUGCUCAUCUCCUCUGUGGCCAUCCUCAUUUACUUCCUGCCUGCCAAGGCGGGUGGCCAGAAGUGUACUGUCGCCAUCAACGUGCUCCUGGCCCAGACAGUCUUCCUCUUCCUGGUGGCCAGGAAGGUGCCCGAGACUUCCCAGGCGGUGCCACUCAUCAGCAAGUACCUGACCUUCCUCCUGGUGGUGACCAUCCUCAUUGUCGUCAAUGCCGUGGUCGUGCUCAACGUGUCCUUGCGGUCCCCACACACGCACUCCAUGGCCCGAGGGGUCCGCAAGGUGUUCCUGCGGCUCCUGCCCCAGCUGCUGCGGAUGCAUGUGCGCCCGCUGGCCCCGGCGGUGCAGGAUGCCCGGCCCCGCCUACGGAAUGGCUUCUCCGGGUGGUCUGUCACAGCCGGGGAGGAGGUGGCCCUGUACCUGCCUCACAGCGAGCUCCUCUUCCAGCAGCGACAGCGGAACGGGCUGGUCAGGGCGGUGCUGGAGAAGCUCGAGAAAGGCCCGGAGCCGGGGCAGAGCCAGGAGCUCUGUGGCAGCCUGAAGCAGGCCGCCCCGGCCAUACAGGCUUGUGUUGAAGCCUGCAACCUCAUUGCCUGCGCCCGCCAUCAGCAGAGUCACUUUGACAAUGGGAACGAGGAGUGGCUCCUGGUGGGCCGCGUGCUGGACCGUGUCUGUUUCCUGGCCAUGCUUUCCCUCUUCAUCUGCGGCACGGCUGGCAUCUUCCUCAUGGCCCACUACAACCAGGUGCCUGCCCUACCAUUCCCCGGAGACCCCCGCCCCUACCUGCCCUCACCUGACUGAGCCCACCAACCACUGCUGGGCACGGAGGGUUCCUGGCCACGGCUGUGCUGAGUCUUAGCAGCUGUGUUCUAUUCUGCUGAGGUCAUGAGCGUGCUCUCUGGAAGGUGCCCUUCAGGGCAGUGGGAGCCAAAUAAAGAGACAGAGCUGGAGUCUGGAGUGGUUGGGGAUGGGUGGUAGGUGGGGGUGCUGUUGGGGUCAGCAUCCAUGUGGCAUUGGCAACCCAUCCCUCCACUGAGCACCCUCCCCUCAUCCCAGCACAGCAGUAUCAACUCCCAUCUAUUUUGAGGCCCUAAGGGCUCUGUUUUGUAUGACACCCCCAACUCAGUAAGGUCCUACCCUCCAGGCCUGGGCCUGGCAGCCCUUUUUUGAGUUCCCCACAGGCUCCUGAUGGAGGGGUGUCAAGAGAGAUGAUGUGAAGAGUAGUGACAGCCCAUUCCAGCUCACGUUUUCCUCUCCUACCAUCUGGGCGCGGCAGCUCCCCAUACUCACCAGCACCUUCCCAGUCACAUGCACUUUUUGCCAUUGAUCACAAAAGAUUUCUUGAGUUUUAUUAUCCUUUUUCAUUGUUGAGAGGCGAGCUCCUCACAGCAUCAUGAACAAGCAAGAGUCACUCUUCCUCAAUGUUUCGAAUGUACAAAUUGGGGCCCAGAGUAAGAGGUGCUUCCCAGAACUCUGGUGGUUACACAAGGUGUAGAGUCCAGAAUUGCCAACUCUCUGCCCCAAUCUCGGACACUCUUAAGAAUGCUUCUACAGCUUGGAAAACGGGACCCUUCUUCCCUCUCUUCUCAAAGGCUGGGUGUUUGCAUUGGUCCCAAAGAGUGGUUAAUUCAGGGUGGAG
Molecule: messenger RNA, 2708 nt
Organism: Loxodonta africana (African savanna elephant)
Lineage: Eukaryota; Metazoa; Chordata; Mammalia; Proboscidea; Elephantidae
Gene: CHRNG
Product: cholinergic receptor nicotinic gamma subunit
Exons: 12
Coding region: 317-1870 (517 amino acids)
Biological process (GO): chemical synaptic transmission; regulation of membrane potential; signal transduction
Cellular component (GO): neuron projection; postsynaptic membrane; synapse
Molecular function (GO): acetylcholine-gated monoatomic cation-selective channel activity; transmembrane signaling receptor activity
Source: RefSeq, a predicted model, not a curated record